Dovyalis caffra is the source of this 990-nucleotide messenger RNA. The record is from the annotation of a GenBank genome assembly. Lineage: Eukaryota; Viridiplantae; Streptophyta; Magnoliopsida; Malpighiales; Salicaceae.
AUGUCUCUCUCAUUUCUUCGCAAACUCGCUCCCAAACCCCUUAUUCCCCGAUCUCUUGUCUCCCUAACCUCCACCGCUUCCUUCUCCACCUUCCCGGAAGUGCCAACCUCCGCCUACUAUGACGACCUUGUCAACGCCGCCGGCCAUAACAGAGACUUAGACACGCUCCAUUACCUCCUCAACAAGCGCAUCAGAGACCACUGCUUCAACACCACCAGCACCUUCAAAUUCAUAACCAACACCGAAACUUCUCUGUCCAUCCUCACCGACCUCAUCAAAACCUUAGCUCGCCUGGACAAUGGCUUCCCUCGCAAGAGCGCGUUUGAAGCGCUCAUCGCCCGUCUCUGCAAACUCGAUCGGGUGGACGAGUCCCUAAAUGUUGUGGAUUUCAUGGCGCGUGGCAAGUUUGGAUUAAAUGCCGGUACCUUUCACCCCAUAAUCUGCUGUCUAACUAGGAAGAAGAAUAUGGAACGCUCGUGGCGCCUGAUAGAGAUAAUGAGAGAGCUUGGAGUUUUGCCUGAUAUAACGUCGCUUAAUUAUUUGUUAACAGCGUAUUGUUUCAAAGGGGAUUUAACGGCGGCAAGCGGAGUUAUGAAGAGGAUCGAAGAGGAGGGAUUGUGUGUGGACUCGCGUACUCAUGACGCGCUGGUUUUGGGCGCGUGUAAGACGGGGAAAGUGGAAGGGGCGUUGGUGGUGCUGAGGAGGAUGGAGGAUGAUGGAGUGCCGGUGUUGUAUUCGACACACGCGCACGUGAUCAAUGCGUUGUUGAAGCAAGGGUAUUAUGAUCAGGCAGUUAAGUUUGUUUUAAUUUGUGGAGGGAAAGAGAAGGGUUUGGAUACUGAGAAUUUUGGGAUUUUAGGUAGUAAGUUGAUUAAGUUGGAGAGGCUUAAAGAAGCUAAGUUUGUUUUGGAGGAAAUGGAGAAAAGGGGUUUGUUCAUGGGUGAUAAAUUGUCGGAAUAUUAUAACUUGAAUCUUAAAAAUCUUCAAUAG